Molecule: messenger RNA, 15932 nt
Organism: Pomacea canaliculata
Lineage: Eukaryota; Metazoa; Mollusca; Gastropoda; Architaenioglossa; Ampullariidae
Exons: 58
Coding region: 167-15244 (5025 amino acids)
Biological process (GO): lipid transport
Molecular function (GO): lipid carrier activity; calcium ion binding
Source: RefSeq, a predicted model, not a curated record
AUCUUUAGCCCCAACAGUGACACUUUCAGAAACAAGGAAGUUUUGAUAAUCUUUAUCUUUGUUCGUUACUCAUGAACACAGCCAGAAGAACGACGGCCCGAUCAGAACUUUCAAAAAUACUGAUACACUGUUGAAUAAGCCGUUUCCCCCAUAAAUACAUGCCAGCAUGUGGGGGGUGCGACUAGUGCUGGCAGUAUCUCUGCUUUGCUCCACACACGCCUAUUACUUCGAAAGCGGCUUUGCUCACCACUACACUUACUGGGCGGAGACCUCGCUCUUUGGCCAGGGCAAUGUCACCACGGUGCUGAAGUUUCAGAUCACCGCUCUGAACGAAACAGAAGAAGGACAUAGGCUACACUUACUGUCGGUUGACAGCCUGGCUCAGCUUAUUCAUGGAGGAGUGGCGCUGGAGAACCCUUUGAAGUGGAACUUGUCAAAGACGUUCCUAUUCACUGUGGAUGACAAGGGCAGUGUGCGGUUGGUUCAUUGUCAUCCUGAAGACCACCAAGAACUCCUCGUCAUCAAGAAAGCCGUUGUCAGCAUUUUCUCAGUGACAGUGCAGAUAGAUGAGACAAGUGAUGGGAAAUAUAGUGCUGUGGAUGCAGAUCAUCUUGGUGAGCUUAAGCACACAUAUAGUAUUCAACAAAAUUCUCAAGGAAUGAAAUUGGAGAGAAAACAUUUUAGUGCUGAGGAUGCUCACAGAUUCCAUGAAAAGACAAUCCAUUAUAACCUUCAUGGAACUCUGCAUACAGCUGAAGCAAAGGACAAAAUUCUUUUGAAAGACACGUCCCCGAAGUCUCAAAAAACGAUACUUUUGCCUGGAGAAAUUCCUCAUAAAAUCACUGUUUCAGGAGAUUUUCCUGAUGUUGAGACCUCUGCAACAGUGUCUGUAAAGCUGGAUGGAAAAAUACCUGCUGUACCACUUCAAAAGAUGUUCUAUAAUCUAAAAGCUCAGAGUCUUUACACAGAAAUGAAAAAAGACAAACUUCAGCUAAAUCAAAUUAAAAAAAAUAUCAGCAAGAGUUUUGAAUGCAUCCAUGAACACCCAGAUAAAGAUGACCUGAACAGAUCCCUCUGCAUCAACACACUUCGAGAACUGCUUCACUCUCUGAAUCCAGAUGAUUACAAACAACUUGUGGAUGGUAUUCUAGGAAUCAGCUGCCAAGGAAAUGAUUCAUGUGAGGAUAGGCGCCUGGUUAUCAUUGAUGUAGUUGCACGAAUAGGUGAUGAGAUGUCACAACGGCUACUCAUAAAACAUGUCCUCUCCCAGGAAGAACCAGAGAAUGAGGAACUACGGAGAGUAUUUAUUCACUGUGCUGCUUUGAAACAUCCAGAGAAGAUUUUUGUGCUUGCUGUGGAAAGCUUUUGCUUUGGAAAAAAUGGUGAGCAUCAUGGGUCACGAAUCAUGACACUUACCCAAAGUCGUGCCUGCUUGGCUCUUGGAAGCCUUAUUCGACACUUAGAAAACAGAGGGGACCAUGAUCAGGCUAGUCAGCUAGCUGAACAUCUGGAGACAUGGCUUGACAAACAUGGAGAAGGUGACAAUCAUGUGAGCAAACGUGAUACAUGGCUUCAUGACACGGACAACGAAGAUCACCAUAUCAGUAAGGCAGUUCUGCUACACACUCUUGGCAAUGCAGCUCUAAACCGUUCUAAGCGCCAUAUCAUCAACCAUGCACUACCCAACAGAGGCCAUCAGAUGUGGCGCCGUGCUGCUCUAGAUGCUUUGAGACAUUAUAAGUGUGAAGAGAGUGCUGCAGCUGUUCUAAGGAGUCUCCUUCAUGAAGACACUCACAGUGUCCAUCGAAUGGCACUCAGUAUCUACAUCAAACACCCUUUGCGUCAUCGUGUGUCAAAGGAGCAGGAAAAUGCCAUUUUGAGCCAUCAGUACACUUACCCUGCAGUAGCUAGGGUGAAAAGAAGCCUGCUGGAUAAAGUAUUAUUCAAGUUUAAAUUGGCCCUGCCACCACUGGACUGGAAGAAGGAGGUUGGAUCACGAAGUAUUGGAGCAAGUUUUGGCAUCUCCUUUGAAAAUGGAAUUGAAGGUCAAUUUGAGGUCCUGAGCGGAUAUGUGGAUGUAAAUAUUCAUGACAAGUUGUGGGCAGAGGCUCAUGUGGGCCUCAUUAACAGACAGUGGGAUCUGCUGCUAAUUGAAGCUUGCUAUAAGGGCCGACUUUCCUACAAUAUGAACAUCGUAAAGGACUUCACAGUUGGAUUGUAUGAAGACAUCGCUAGUGCCUUUGACCACAUUUUAAACCGGAUCUUAGAACCCAUGGAGAAGGUGACCAAUGAGAUUGCCUCCAUGUACCAAGAUCCAAAAACAAAUCAAUCAAAGAGUGGAUUUGAGCCUCUUGCACAAGAAGUGAAACAGCUACCUGUGAAAACAGAGGAAGCCUUGCAAACAACAGUUGAUCUGACGAAAGCAGCUGAAGCCUUGAAUGGCAUGCCUAUUGUCACAAAGAUUCAACAGUUAGCAGCUCGUGCACAAUCCUUAGUGGAAGAUGUUCAUAAUGAAGCUACAGAUUUAUUUGGGAACAUUGUGGACACUGCAUCCACGGCAUUACCAUAUGCUGAAAAGGAGAUCAAGAACUCUAUAAAUAUGGUUAUGAGUGGCCUUCGUAAAGCCAGUGAGGCACCACAGCAGGCCUUGAACUUUAUACAGAAGGCACAAAUGGGGUACCACAUGUCUUUGCAAAUAAUACUGGAAGGAAACAGCAUCAUAAAGCAGGCAACAUCAGCUGUCACAGGAAGUCGAAGCUCGUUUAUGAACUCUGGACAUGAGCUCAGUGACAUUGUUGAGAUGACCAGACAGCUGGUGAGCCAGCUGAAAGCUAACCAUGCACGACGGAAGAGAGAUGCUAACCCAUUUGGUGAAACAUGGGAAAGAGAUCAUUCAGGGCUGGACAGAACGCUUAACUCACUUUAUGAGAAAGCUGACAAAAUGGUAGCAAAGAUUACUGAUCUUGUUAACAACAGCUCCCGAAGUCUUCAGGAGGGUUUGAACAGACAUUCAUUAUAUACUGAAAUCCUGAAGAACGGUUUUGAGUCCUUUAAAGAGGGAAUUGACAUGGCUGUAUCUCGCAUUAGUGCACUCUUUGGUACGAAAUUUUUUCCUGGAUUUCCCAAUCAACGGCGACCCUGUGAUUCCACCUGUGGAUGUGGUUACUUUCCAACAGACUGUUCUCGUUAUGGUCAUCCUGGGCUGGACCUUAAGUGGGAUAGCGAUUGGAAGAUUCCUAGUCCAGUGUCUGGGAUGAUGUAUCCUGCAGACAGAGGUGCAGUAAAAAUUCAGCCAAAGACUCAAGGUCUUACCAAUUAUGAGAUCAUCCUCUCAAAUAUCAUCAUUAAUGAGUCUUAUCAUCUUCAUGAAGAUGGUGUAUUUGUAAAUUCUGGUGAUAUCAUUGCUGUACCUCUAGGAAAUAAUGGGUGUGAAGAGUCACAUUUUCACAUAGCAAUGAGAAGAAUUUCUAAUGAAACUGAAAAUCAUCUUUGCUAUUACGUGGAUCCUUCACCAUACCUUGACCGCAUGGAGCCAAUCCCUACAUGGCACCAGGAGUGUAAGGACUUUACUUUCAAGCACAUAGGACAGGUUAUUGACUUCCACAAUCUGACUAAAGGUUUUCAAAACUUUUUACAAAUACUGAAGGAUUUUGCUGUGGAUGAAGGUAAACAACUAUUAGUAAAAGAAUUAAAAAAUGUGCCAACCAGCAGUUUAUUUGGACCCUUGAAGAGUAUUGCUGGGAAACUAAUCAGCGAUAUUGACCCUGUUGCUGGCAACCUAAAAAACCUGUUUACAUCAGGUACCAAUGCUGCAAAAAAUUUCUUUCAAAACAUUUCAAGUGUACACUUCUCAUUGGGGAAGAUAGUGAACCUGACAGACAAUGCCAUUGGCAGUCUUACAAACGGGCAGCUUAAAGAAUCCCUGAACAGAGUGAUGGGUGUCAUCCACACAGCACAAAACAUUGUCAGACAGCCUGCUGUCAAAAAUAUGACAUCAAUGGCCAUGGGAGCCUUACAGCGAGUUUUGUCUUCACGCCAAGCUCGGCUGCCAUCAGGAAUACAGUCUUUGUUGCAGCCACAGAAUCGCAGCAAACAGGAUGUGAUGAAUGCUUUUGCUGGCAUUGGAAUGCAUGUGCUUUCCUCUGUGAUGACUGGAGGAGCCGACAAGUCUCCCCCUCAUUCAGGACAAGGCUGUGUUGUGGACACUUUGCUCAAAACGGUUAUGCAGUCUGGGAUGGAAAAGCUUGGUUCAACAUUAGGAGUUAACACUAGCCAGCUGGUUGAACUCUCAUCUAGAAUGGUAUCCAGUGUCAGUGGGAGGCUUAACCUAAUGACUGCGCUGAAAGCCAGUGUCUGUCAACAGUGUCCAUCUUUUGGCAACGCACUGGCUCAGUCUGCGGGAGCAACAUGUAUGCCGCACAAAGAUUGCUUAGGCUUUGAGUGUGAUGCAGAGUUUAAGUGGCGAUCUCAAAGUGACAAACUUAGCAUUAUUAUUAAAAUUCUGCGCAUGGAACAGAAAGUCAACAUCACUGUUGGUGGUCAUCAUUUUGCUAUAACAUCAAAUCAAGAAAGAACAAUUUCAUCAGGUGCCAAAGUAAUGGAUACAUUUCCUGUGAAACUCAAAAUGAAUUUAAAGUGGGGAACAGAUCAGCUUAUUGUUUCCCUAAUACUAAUGGCUUGCACAGCAGAGAGAUGUCUACCAGAAAUUAAACUUGCUACCAAUCUCCAGUUCAGUCUGCAUACCGAGCAGAGUCACGCAGAAGAUGGAUCCCUUGGGCCACUUGUUGGCAAACUGGUGUCAGCACCACUGAGUGGACUUACCAGAACAAUAUCAGACUUCAGUCUUCCUUUGUCAGAUAUUUCAAAACAGUUCAGUGGAGUUGUAGACAGCAUAUCUGACGCACUUCAUCCUGAUAUGACAAAAGAACAUACAGCUGAAAAGGAAUUCAAGAAUCCAAAGGAACACAAAGACUUAGGGGCAUUUCCACCACCUGGACAAAAUGGAGAAUUUAAUGCACCUUUCUUUGUCUUUGAUUAUCCUUUCCCAGUGGGACCUUGUGUCUUUCAUAUUUAUUUCAGUGCUGGUGGAGCUCUUGGAAUGUCCUUUGAUGUUCAAGUACAAUCAGUGAAUUCCCUUAUAAAGACAGAAAUUAAGCCUUACAUAGCUGGGCAUAUUGAGGCUAGAUUUACUUUGUCCAUUGUGGUGGCCUCGGCAGGCAUAGACCUCACUGGGUAUUUGCUGCGUACAAGCUUUCCUCUAUCCCUGACCACCAACUACACCAAACAACCUGUUGUGUCCAAGAAGAGUUUAGAUGUGGAGCUAAUUCCCCUGGAACUGAAGCUGACAGCACAUCUGAGGAUCUUGUUUUUCAUUCACAUUGAUAAAGUCCUGUGGCAGUGGAGAGCUGACCCCAUCAGAACAACAGUCUGGGAGAAAAUCACAAGAAAGGAUGACACUGGGCCACCAAGAUUUCCAUACUGUGACAAAGUUGCAGAGAUAUGUACAAGAACAUCACCACGAUCAGAAACUCCAGCAGUUAUUACAGAAUUGCCUGUGCCUUCAUGUUUAGUCACACAGCUAAGUGGCCGGCAUCCAAAAGACCCAGCUUUUAGGCUUGAUUUCACAACAGAAGAUGACGACAGUGAUCUUAAAGUAUGGUACGCCAUUGGCGACUACCCAGGGGGGACUAAUGUUCAGGACUGGUCUGAACUCCGCGGCUUCAGCUUGGUCGUACCAGCCAUCUUGCCCUGUGGUGUUCCACUUUACUUCACAGUCAAGGCUAAGAACACACAGGGUCUUGAGGCCAUCAGCCAGUGUUCACUUCUUACUUAUGACUGCACUUUCCCUGAUGGUAGAGUGGACAUGGCUUACAAAUGUAGCAGUCAUCCUAAAAAAUUGAGUGCACGGAUUGUGAUGUAUGAGGAUUCAGAACUCAAAGAAGAUGGAGCAUUUCAUGGUGUUGGUUAUAGUCCAAGCAGCUAUGGGCAUGAAGUUGUGAAUUGGCUGUCUUUAAAUAUUUCCAAGACCCAUGCACAACAAGGUACAUCUGGGGCUCUGAUUAACUUUGACAGUGCCAGACCAGGAAGGCUGACCAGCACUCCCAAGCAAACUCUGCAUACUUCAAAUGUUGAAGAUUGUGCAUUAGAAUGUAUAAAGGUGACAACAUGUGUUUCAUUUUCUUAUGAACAGUACCUGCAUGUCUGCGAGCUGCAAGAAGUGGUAGAGGGACCCAAUGCUGAGAGAAAAACUGACAACUACUUUCAGACAUUUGAAAGGCUUGGGAAAUCCUACGCAGCAGUUCUGAAAUAUGAGAACUUGCCAUUGAGGCAUGGAACAAGAUAUUUUGUCAAUGUUGAUGUGGAAAAUGUUCUGGGAUACAAAGCCACAAUGAAGUCGCUUGGCACCAUGGUUGAUUUUACAGGUCCAGAACCAGCUUACACUGGAGAGAAUGCCAAUAAAAGCUUGCUGGCAGAUGGCUGUUCAGUGUCUAUUCUUCAGCGCUGUGAAAAUCCAGUUCCUGAAAGCUUAAAUCACAGGAAAAUAAUUGAUGGCAUUGGAAGCAUUGCUGUCUUCAAUGGCAACAGAAAAGGAGAAGAGAUGCUGGUUACCAUGGAAAAUUUUCAGGCUGCAGCUAAUUGGAAAGAAUUUAAAGAUGAAGAAUGUGGUAUCCAUGGUUACACAUGGGGAGUGGGAACAACAGUGUGUGCAGACGAUGUUGUGAGUUUCCAAGAUCCUCAUGCCUCCCUCAGUGAUCCAAGUGACUGGACAAACAUUGGAGUAGCUAUAGGCUUGAGUCUUCUUGAUGGCAUGAAGUACUAUGUUACUGUCCAAGCUGUGAAUGACAUAAUUUUUGGUGGAGAUUUGGUGACAACAGUUUGCCACUCCACUCCAUUUGUGGUUGACACCACACCUCCAAGCCUGGACAGAGUUCGUGAUGUCCUUUUUGAUGAUGAUUUCCAUUUUCUUGUCAUCUAUUUCAAUGCUUUUGACACUGUUUCUGGCAUAUCUAGAGUUGAAUUUGGACUGGGCAGCACCAAGUAUGAUGUCAUGGUACGAAGGUACAUCCAGUAUGAAAUUCGAGGUGUUGCUGGGAAUAACUACAUCACUGAUGAAGAUUUUGAAAUGAAUUUAGGCACACCAGCAUAUAUUCGCCUGAAAGUGACCAAUACAGUGGGUUUGUCAACUGCAGGCUACGGAGAAUACCCUAUCUUGAUCGAUAACUCACCUCCUGUUGCUGGUCAUGUGCUAGAUGGAGACAAACUUGGACAAGACAUUGAUUUUCAGUCUAGUGAUACACAGAUUUGUGCCCAGUGGAUAGAUUUCUAUGAUCCAGAGUCAACCAUUGACCACUAUAAAUGGGGGGUAGGCCGUUCUUCAGGAAAGGAUGAUGUGGUAAAUUUUCAGCAAUACAACUACACCAAGGAAUCAUGCACAGAUGUGAAGCUAUCACACAACACGACAUAUUACUCGACUGUCAUUGCUUACAACAAAGCUUUAAAUGAAAAAUCCGUCAAUGUUACAUCCACUGGAGUGUUGGUUGAUAUCACUCCACCUGUCAGAGGAACAGUGGCAGAUGGGCCAGAUGUUGAAAAUGACAAGAAUUUCACUUCCGAAUCUGCCAUGAUUUCUGCUUCAUGGGCCAACUUCUCUGACCCUGAGAGUGGGCUAGCUCCUUUCAGUCUUCAUGUUUAUGUCAACAAUGUUCUCCAGAGGACAUUUACCAACAUUGAUGGGGACACAUUUAGUGACAGUUCUUUUAAUUUUCAAGAUAAAGAUAGCAUUUACUUGGAGCUUGAAGCAUCAAACAGGGCGGGAAGCAGAGUGGUAGUCCGUUCUGAUGGAAUGUUGGUAGACCAUUCUGUCCCUGAGUUAAAGGAAUUGCACACUGCUAACUACAGUCUCUUCCAACAAAAUGAUGAGAUUCUUUACUUCACUUGGCAGUUUAAUGAUGACGAGUCUGGGAUUGCUGAGUACCGCUGUGUUGUUCUUCAGCGUUAUGAAGAACGGGAAUCAAAGUUCUGGCCCAAACUUCAAGAGUAUCACCUCAUUGUUCUCAAUGCAACAUCUUCCACGAAACAGGAUUUGCACCUGGAGCAGAUGAAUCUUAUGAAUGGUGCCGAAUACAGAUUACAGGUAACAGCUUUCAACAGAGCAGAGCUGUCUGUAAAGGAAAAGUCAAAUGGAAUUACAGUAGAUGUCACUCCACCCAUGAUUCUGAAGGUGGCACUUGCACCCUUUGGUACAGAAGAGGAGGUCAAUGAAAACAAUGAAGUGGAGCUUGUGGAUGGAAAGCCUGUGUGGGUCACAUGGUCAGCAAGUGAUGUGGAGAGUGGCAUCAGUGAGACACAGAUCUGCAUCAGUCAGAAUGGACUUGGAGACUGCUUUGCUUCCUCCUCGACCAGUGUGCAGAUUGUGCCAGGUUCUUCUAUUGCUAGCACAUCAUUUUCAGAACUUGAUCUUCAAGUCAGCUCACGGGACCAGCCUGUUCUCUACCAAGCUCACUUGAUCACCAUCAAUAGAGCAGGGAUCAAAUCAAGUGUUUCCACGUCCAAGCCCUUCCUUGUUGUCAAGGCUAAUGUUCCAGGUGUGGUGUUGGAUGGCUGGAAGGGCAUGGAUGAAGACUUUUCUUAUGACAAAUCUUCAAUUGCAGUAACAUUUUCAGGAUUUAGCAGUGAGGCAUGCGGAAUAGUUGGGUAUGAAUGGGCAAUCGGAACAGAACCAUUUUAUACAGAUGUCAUGCCUUUCACCGACUUUGGGCUUGUGAUGAAUUCUGAUGACUCUGGCUAUGCAGAGACAGAGAUUAUGCAGUUUGAGGGCCAGAAGUACUUCUCCACUGUACGGGCCAAGACAGGAUACAACUGUCAUGAACAGUAUAUAGUUGCAUCCUCUGAUGGCUUUACACUUGAUACUACACCUCCAACUGUUGCAUUCUACUUGGGCACACAGCAGGUGGCAUCAUAUGGUGUUGUGUAUCAGACAACAAAGGACAAGUUAGUGGUGGAGUGGGAUGUGAAUGAUUCUUCUGGCAUAAACAGCUCCAGUCUUCUUUUAAAUUCCUUUGAUAGCAACUCAAGUGUGCUAACUGUGUCUGCUGUCGAUGAACAUGCUGUUGCCAUCCAUACUGUUCCUUCUUCAGGCAGCACCAUUGUUGCUUCAGUAGUUGCUUCAGACAAAGCUGGCAAUGAAAUAGUGACUCAAUUACCUUUCAUAACCUUUGACUUUGACCCACCCACUGUAGAAGAUCUGCAGUGCACCAAUUUUGUGUCCAUCAUGUCUGCUCUUGUCACCUGCACCUGGGUGAGAGUGAAGGAAGAACACAGCCCACUGGAUAAAAUAGAACUUGGAAUUGGAAGUGGAGAGUUUUUUCCAGAUAUCCUUAAUAUGACAUCAGUCCCACUUAAUAGUCAACAAUGGUCUUUUUUUGCAGCAGAUAUCAUUUCCUCAAAGGCUAGCCACUUUUAUAUUCUGGUCAAGGCAACUAACAGGGCAGGACUUCAAAGCAGUCUUUCAGUUGAGGUCAUAGUCGACCUAACGAACCCAACAGUGAACUCGGUCUCCAUAGUGACAUCAGCUUUACCUGGCUAUCAUGCAACAGAACUAACCUGCCAAACUUCACAAGACUACAUGGAGGUCCUCCUUAGUGGUGUGGAAGAUAAGGAAUCAGGAAUAAAAAGUGUGGAGAUAGCGCUGGGAACAUCCAGUGGGAGUGCUGACCUCCGUCCCUUUCAAAAAUACCCUCUCCUGAAUGGACUGUACAUGCUGGAUCAUCUAUCUUUGACCCCAGGGAAAGUUGUGUAUGCCACAGUGCGGGUGACCAACAUGGCAGGUCUGCAGACCAUUGGCAAGUCUAACAGUGUUGUCAUCAGUCCUGCACCACACCUUCGAGUUUGGGAUGGUCCAGAAGACAAAGAUGUAGAUGGGCAGAUAGAGCUUCAUGUGAUACAGGGGCACUGGAGCUAUUCAGAUCCAUGUCCUGUCAUGAGCGUUGAAUGGUCUGUGCAGGACUUGACUGGGCAGAUCAUCACAAAUUACACAACAGUGGUAGGAAACUCCAGCAGAUUGUACAAUGAUAUGCUAACUCUGGAGAAUUUCAGGACAUAUGUGAACUUUGUCAGAAUAAAGGAUGCAGCAAACAGAACUUUUACAGGGUUCUCAGAUGGUGUGACAGUCAUCGUCCAGCGCCCAGAAACAGCUGCUGUUAGGGAUGGACUAACAGAAGAUGACAAAGAUUUCCAGGAGGGCACUGACUGUCUGUCUGCCAAUUGGGAUGACUUCGGCUCUCCUGGGUCCUCUCUUCCUUCUGAUCAGAUUGUGCGGUAUGAGGCAGCAGUUGGCACAGACACAAUGCAUGUGCUUACACGAACAAACCUUCUUGCCUUUCAGGACACUGGUUUGACAAACAGCAUCACCUUCUGUGGUCUGAAUCUAACGUCCAAGUCAGUAACAUAUUACAUCACAGUUAGGGCCCACAGUGCAGCUGGAAGCUUUGCUGAGAGUUCCUCAGAUGGAAUCAAAGUUGGCUACAGCAGUAACAUUACAGCUGGACGAGUACAAGCAAACAACUUCCAGAGCAAUAUUGACAAUAUUCGGUUUUGGUGGACUGCAUUUGUAUCUGACAUGGUGAUCACUCAGUACUAUGUAGGGGUCAGCUCAACUCCUUACCCCUUGGCAGACACCACUCAUGACUGUUAUGAAGUCUUAGAUGGCAAAGACUUUAAAUUUGAUGUGUACCCUCUGCAAAGUAUGAAUACUACAUCAUUAGCUGUUCUUAAAGGUCUAUCUCUUAUGCAUGGAAAGAGCUACUUUGUUAUUCUUGUGGCAGCAAAUCAGAUGGGACAGUGCUGUGCAUCUAUGAGUCAAAGAAUUCUUGUGGACACGACUCCACCAGUUCUAGGUGUCAUCAACGUACAGGGACUCAACACUGAGACAGCCAUUUAUCUUCAUUCAGAACAAACUUUAGAGGUGGACCUUCAUGACAACUCGGAUCCUGAGAGUGGGUUAAAAAUGGCAUAUCUGGAGCUUUUUUCUAGCACAGACUGUAAUUCUGAACAAGAUUUUAAUGCUAACAGCAGAAUAUACUCUGUAAGUGUGCAGAAUACAACACACAUUGCCAUGCGCUCCUUAAAACUGAAAGAAAACCUGUUCUAUUUUAUUCGUCUUAAACUGACCAAUGGUGCAGGCUUGGAAUCUAGAAAAAUCAGCAAGCCUAUGAUUCUUGAUUUGUCUCCUCCUGAUCAAGGAGUUAUUAAGGUGGGAACAGACUGGAAAAGCAGAGAGCAAACUGUUUUGAAUACAACUGACAGGAUUCCCGGAAUGCUGGCACUGAAGUCUGUCAUGUCAAGUGUGAGCAACUGUACCAUGCAGGUUGACCUGUUUUCUUUAGAAUCAAAACUAGAUUGGACAGAAAUGAGAGGCGACUUUACAGCAAACUGUGCUGGAUUUGACAAUUCUGGACUGAAACUAAUUGCCCAGCAUGACUCGUUUCUAACUGGGGUGAUCCGAGGAGCAGUUCAGUAUCCUGGACUGGGCCUUCGAGAAGGAGACUACACAUUCAUCAUGACAGCUGGAGAUGGAAAAAAGAUACUGACUGGAAUUUCUCUAGCAUCUCCUCUUCUUGAUCCCCCUUUCCUUCUCCAAAAUGGAAUCUUUCUAGCAAAUCAGUCCUCGCUGCCCUGUAACCCUUUAGCAAGCUCCUGUCUCAUUACUAACAACACAUCUGGGGAGAGGAUGCUGCAGAAAAAUGUAGGGUAUGGUGCUGGCGUGUCCUUUUUCAAUCAGGAGAACUCAGUGAAAGUGCUUUUCUGGGUGCAGGACAAGACUGAACUUCAACAGACAUGGCUGAGGCUAGAUUUUGAUCCCACUGUCAUUCAAGCAGAGUACACUUUAAGUUUCAAACGACAAGAAAACAAGUUUGAUUCCUGGGAUGUCAGCCUCAACAUAAAUGCUCAGAAUAAAGGAGAAUUCAAUGGACUGAGGUUUUCAGAUGAUUUUGUCAUCAGUGCCUACAUAUGGAACAUUGAUAAUUAUGUGCCACCACUUGUGGACCCUUUUCAUCCAUUCAAAACUGUGGCCACCAUCAGGUCAGUUGCUGUUCCAUUUGGAAAACGGCCACUGUGCACUUUUGGAUCUCCAUUUCAUGAUCAUGUCAGUGGUAUCAAGGAGAUUUUGUUCGGUGUCUCAGAUGAUGUGAACAAGACUGCCAAUAUUGCUCCCUAUAGACUUGUGAAGUCAUAUUGUCCUCCUUGUGUCUUAGGGUGCAAACAAAUUUGUUCAUCAUGUAAUGGUGCUGAGUGGAUGACAGGAGAUUACAAAGUAUUUUCAGAGUCUUUGAGAGGUCUUAACUUGCAGGCAGCAAAUGAAGCAUUAUUAGCAAAUAAUUCUUCACCUACCAACUCAUCAGUGAAUAAUUCCACAAUUGUAGCAGAACUGGGUGUUUUUCACUUACCAACCUACUUUCUAGAUGUCAAGGUGGUUGACCACAGUGGAUUAUAUACAGAGGCCAAAUCUGUGGGGAUAAUUGUGGACACCUCCCCUCCAGUCAUCAGUUCUAUCCAUUGUUUUGAUCCAGUUUACUCUCAUGAUGAGGCUGUUGUGUAUCUAGGUAACAACCACACAGUUGGUGUGGCCUGGGACGCAAAUGAUGAUGUCUCUAGCAUUACUGAGGUCUGGAUUAGCCUAGGAACAGAGCCAUUGGUGGAUGAUGUUAGGACAAAGGUCCAGAAAAACAUUUCCAUGAAUCAGCACAUUUUUGACGAGCUCCAAGAUGUGCUUCGUGAAGGGCGCCAAUAUUUUGUCACAGUAGAAGUUGUCAGUGAUGCACAUUUGAGUAGCCAAGCCUGGAGUAAUUUCACAGUGUCUACUACUGUACCUGACAUGAAAGCCAUGUCUGUGAGCAUGUCAUAUGCUACAGCGUACAACAUAUCUAAUGAACAGGUGGCACUAAUCAACAGUACACAGCACCUGGAGCUCAAGCUACAAAUGAGUGCAAAUAUAUCUGAGAACCUGCAACCGGAAUAUUAUGAAUGGGCUAUUGGAACCAAAGCUGGUGAAGAGGAUGUCUUUCCAAGGACUCUGGUUGGGUUCAAGGGCACAAGGAAGGUUGCAAUUGUGAAUGGAUUUAUGCAGCUGGAUAUGGCACCAGGAGCAAUCAGCAUUGGAGAUUACACCAAGAAAAAUCUGUCCUCGGACACACCAUCUAAUCCUAAAGCCAAUUUGUUUAACAUGGAGCCCGGCAGAUGUCUUUCACAGAGCCUGUAUGGAGUUAGCAAGGCUCAUGUGCUAAGUAGACUAGAUUUCAUGCCCACUUGCAUCAGAAGGAAUAAAGAUCUUCUUGUGACUGCAGAAAACUCUUCAUCCACUUUCACUUUGUCUGGAAAUAUGUUUGUUCGUGACAAUAAUGGUACUCUGGCUUCAAAUCCCAUCAUGCAACUGAAGAUGAAAUUGUCCAGUGGCGGAUUAUUGUUUGGAUCAUUGAGCAAUGAUGAUCUCAGCCUCAUCUAUGGAAGUGCUGCGUCUACACAGUACUCUCCCUUUAUUGUGUACCCUGAUCCAAGAAAUGACCCAACAUCACGAUGGCUGUCAAAAAGGCUGGUCAAAGUGCCAGGUCCAUAUGUCUUUCUAUCACCACUAGCAGCAGCUACUUUGGAUGAUGACUUGAACAUAGCUUAUGCCCUUCCUGCUGACUUGUCAGAUUCUUCCAACAAAACAGCUGUGCUCUUGUUGUGGAAUGCAGAACAGAAUAAGUGGAUGUCAUCUGAAGAGUUCUGCCCAGGGAGGAAACAAUCCUUUGACUAUACUACAAACACCGUCGUAACAAAGGUUUGCAUGGAAGCAUUUCUCACCUCUACUCAAGAGAGCACCAACACACUAAUGAUGCAAGCCAAGACUUCAAAUCAGCGAAGUCGACGUAGUGCAGUCUCACCUAAGCAAGUGCUCAUGCCUAGGAUGUUUGCAGUGGCUGUGAUCACUUCAGAGUCUCUUAACAACCCUCCAGUUGUUUUGAGUACUUCUUUUUCUGUACCUGAAGAUGGUAACUUCACUUUUGCACUCUCUUACAUGGAUCCUGAGAAUGAUAGAGUGAAGUUCAGCUUACAAAAGCAGCCUGAGCAUGGGACUGCAAGUGUAACAGAUGAUGGGGAGCUUUGGUACAGGCCAUUGCCUAACUUCAGUGGCACUGAUACCAUUCUAAUGAAGGGUGAAGAAGCUAUAAGCAGUCAGGAUCAGGCUCAUGGAGUUAUGCCUCACCAAUUUGACUUCAACAUUACUGUGACUGUGGAAAGCAUAAAUGAUUCACCUAAUAUUGACUACUGUCCAGAAAAGAACGACAGUGAGGUGACACAGUUAAUAAUGCAAGGCCCAGAUGCUGGUAAUGCUUUGAGCAUCACUGUUUUCCUGAGCAGCAACAUUACAACAAGCGUCUACCUUGGUAGCAUCUUGUAUAAAGAUGUGGACGCUAAUGAUGCUGUUGACUUUGUCAAAAAAAUGUCAAAUCAGCUAGGUGCAUCAUUUGAGACUCAAGAUGUCCAAACAGCUAGCAAUUUGACAGAAAGUUGCAGUGCAGAAUGUUCAGACUGUAAUGCAAAAGAUCUAAUUCUGCUCCUUGAUAAGGAAUUUUCUGGUAACAUGUCGUAUGAAGCAAGGGUCAAGGAUAAAGCUGGUGCCUAUGGCAGGCUACUGAUGGUGAAUGUGUACGUCCUCAUCAACCCUUGUGUCCAUGGCCACUGCAUAUCUAGGACACCUGAGGGCAACUGUCAGGAGCUGCAGCGACUUCACACAUUUGAACCCUACUUUUGCAAGUGUGACCAUGGUUAUGAGAGUCAAUGGUGUGAUGUAGAGACAAAUGAAUGUGAUGCGGCUGCUUGCAGUGCAGUUUCAGACUGCAUUGAUCUUGUUGGAGAGUAUCAGUGCACUGUUAACCCUGUAAAAAUGGUCGCCAUCUUUCUUGGAUGUGCCUUAGCUAUUGUAGCUGGAUCAUUUGCCUUUUUGAAGCUGAAGAAGAGGAAGCAUGUCAGACCUUUUUCUUCGGAAAGUCAUUUAUUGGAGAACACCAAACAAGAUGCAAACAGAUUACCAUUGAGAGAGAUGCAGGAUGGAUAUUCCAGUGUUGGCAUGAGAAGUAAUCUUCCAAGAGUGCAUCUAGAAAAUCCUCGUCACUUCCAGAGACCAAGAAUGCACAACCAACAUCAGGCUCAGAAUGUACAACUAUAUUAUAGCAUGGAUAGGUACCAAGAAACACCGAUGUAAGUGUUCCUGGUACAUUGUUAUGAUCAAUUUCUUCUUUAUUCUAUGUUUUCCUAACCAUAAACCUGCUGAAUUGUGCAUAUGCUUUGGAACAAAUAAUGGAAUAUAGUUCAUUUUACGAGAUUUAGAAAUGGAAAACCAUGAAGCUGUCAACCAAGAAAUUUGAAUUAGCAUGAUUUUACAUAACUGACUACUUUAGUAAUUGUUUCACAAUUAUUUCUUCAGUCUAGAACCUGAGGGGAUGGGGAAUCCAUCUGAAAACAAAUUGUUUGAUGGUGAUGUGUAUAUCAAUAUUACACAGUUUGCUCUUAGGCACUUUUUUUUUCCUGUAAAAAAAAAAAUUGUAAGUUACCUAAAAUAAAAUUUAAAAUAUGAAGAUGUUUGACACAGGAAUGAAAGGAACAAAUCAUGCUGAAGACACAUUAUACCUUUUAAUUAUCAUGUACAUCUUGUACUGUACUGAAGUAAUAUUACAUAUGAACAUCAUUGAAAGGCAUAUGAAAGACAUCUUGUGUUACAUUUGUAGUGAUCAUAGAAUCAUCCUACAAUGUAGGACAGUUGAAAGGUUCAACUCUGACUAGCUUAAAUUCCAAAAUAAGGGACAGUCUCUGAAUUGUUACCCAAAUUGUAUACUGUCAAUUAUGAGAAAGAUAAAGAAUAUGAAUAAAUUGUCUACUUAUAUAAAAUGCAA